GACAAAUGAAGCAAGCUAAUAUAUAAUAAUUCCAAGUGCACAAGAAAUUAGAUGCUAACAAGAUUAACUUCGAAAAGCCAUUUUUGAUUGGAAGAUUUCUAACGGUUACGUGUGUGCUUUCAACGGGGACUGUCAAUAUUUUCGUACGCUGGCACAUGUGAAGCAUUCCAUAGGGGACACUCCCUUUACUGUGUUUGCAAGGAGCGCGAGAGAGGACCGUUCGUAUUCUCCAUCCGUUUGUAGCCCAAAUCCAUGGCUGCGCGUGAAUAUACUGCAGUCCUGCGCAGUUGGGCGGCUACUGAUCUUUUCUCAAUCGUCUCCAGUUGCCUUUGAGCCCGCGGAUUGAUGAAAUCGCUCGACUGUUUGUUAAGAUUGCGAUUUGUUGUCAUAUUAGAUAAUUUUUGUUAAAAAUUAUUAUAAUUAAUGUAGUUCGGUAAGAUAGAAAAUUCCAGCACUGGAAAAAGGAUUAGUUGGAACGGCUGGAGCUAGAGAGAUGCGGCCCGAAAUCUUCCUUUUCAAAAUCUGACUGGUGAAGAUGAAAAAAACUGUGUAUGCGUUCUUGGUGUGAGAUCUGUGCUCGAUGUGUAUGGCGAUGUCGAGGCAGUGCUGCUGACGAAUACGAAUACUGGUCCACCUGACCCGAGAGGAAAAAACAGAAACUCAAGCCACACCACACAUUCGCUGGCAGAAUAUACCAAAAAAGAUUGGCCCAGAAGUUAGAAACGUGCGAAAAAUUGUUUCGUUCAAUGCAGGCUACAUUCGCUAGCUUGAAUGGAUUCUGUUAUUGGGCGAGGAAGAACAUUUUUGGGCGAUUCCCUCGAGUGUACCAGAAGAUUUGUGAAAACAGAUUUGCAAGCUAGAAACAAGCGAAAAUGAUGCCAGGAAAAGUGAAGUUCUCGAAAAUAUAGCAUCCGGAGAAAACGGAAAACAUCGUGAAAUUUUGGAAAAGGGCGAAUUCUGCAGAGAAGAAAGUGUUGAUACGAUUCAUGUGCGGAUAUAAUCGGAAGAUAGAAACCGACAUUGGAGAGGAAUGAAUGCAAUUGAUGGCUAUAUUGCAACGGUGCGGAGGCAUUCAACCAAGAAGAUUGCUGCCAGCUAGAAGCAGAAAAGACACCGACGCUUCCAAUGAAAACGCAUCAUCCGACGCAAAACCAGAGGCGAUAAACGGAAAGCGUAAUUGCAUUUGAUGAGUUUGAGCAAAUUCUAACAAAGCGAGUAGCUGAACCAUCGGUUGCGCUUGGAGCCAUUUGAGGACAUUCGGGCAACGGAGAGGGAAUCGAGGCAUUUGAGUUUUCUUGUGUAGAAAACGUUUCUGUUCGCUCUUCCCCCAAAAUCUGUCAGAUUCUCGUUUGCCAAACAAGUUGGGGAAGAACAUAUACUGACACGAAGGAAAAGUGAAAAUAGUGUAACAUCAGUUCGAGUCGGAAGUCGGGAUGCGUCCUGUCAAUAUAUAGCGAAAGAAAAUUUAUGUUCGAACUAAACACUCGCACGGAACAAACAUGAAUUGAACAAAUGUGACAAUGUGUGUGUGAUCACGUACCGGAAAUUCAAUACGGAACACCCCGGAUUGAAAUUUAAUGGAAACUGAACUGCUCUCUGCUGCGGAACGUGCCUCCGAAAGGCUACCGAAAGGAUACGGCGAAGCAGGGUAGUUUUCUACACCACCUGUAAAUUAGUCCCUGUAUCCCAUUUCUAUUUGAUAGAAGUAGUGAACCGUCUAUAUCCCGUCGCAGCACAUAAGUGUAGUAAAACAAAAUAUCCGAUUCAUGUAAAUGGCUUCAAUUUUCAGCGUUAAAAUUGUGUGUUUAUAGUAUUAUGUAUAUAAUCGAACCAAAGUCAAUCACGCUGCACUCGUAGUUCAUGAGAAUUUAACGUAACGGACUCUCGUUCGACGAGCGAUCCUUGCAGGAAAAGGAAACCAUCAAUUUAGUGAUAGUGGACAAGUGUGCUCGUGCGAAACAAUUGCACGAAGAUCUUGAAGUGGGUAUAUAUUUGUGAACACGAUCCUAGAACGGUUUUCAAGGACGGCGCCCUAUAAAGGUGCCAAAGGUGCCGCCUUCUUACAGGAGGAGGCUCCGCAGAGGCGCUAGGCUGCCAGCUGCAGGCGAUGCACCGAUUUGCGGAACGACCGGGUGGACCUGGCCUAAGAUGGGGAGCGUGCUACUCACGGCUGUGUUCAUAGCGUUAAAUUUUGCUACCGGCCUGGCCAACCCAGAUUCUAAGCGUUUAUAUGACGACCUGCUGAGCAACUACAACCGAUUGAUACGGCCUGUGGGCAAUAACUCCGAUCGAUUAACAGUGAAAAUGGGUCUACGUCUCUCACAGCUCAUCGAUGUGAAUCUAAAAAACCAAAUCAUGACUACUAACGUGUGGGUAGAACAGGAAUGGAAUGACUACAAGCUCAAAUGGAAUCCAGAUGACUACGGUGGAGUGGACCAGCUCCAUGUACCAUCGGAACACAUUUGGCUGCCAGAUAUAGUGUUGUAUAAUAAUGCGGACGGUAACUAUGAGGUGACAAUAAUGACAAAAGCAAUUUUACAUCAUACGGGUAAAGUAGUAUGGAAACCACCUGCCAUUUAUAAAUCAUUUUGUGAGAUCGAUGUUGAGUAUUUUCCAUUUGACGAGCAAACAUGCUUUAUGAAAUUUGGAUCCUGGACGUACGAUGGAUACAUGGUGGAUUUACGCCAUCUCCAGCAAACGCCAGAUUCGGAUAACAUAGACGUGGGAAUAGAUCUGCAAGAUUACUAUAUAUCUGUUGAAUGGGACAUUAUGAAGGUGCCUGCCGUUAGAAAUGAAAAAUUUUAUAGUUGUUGUGAAGAACCAUAUCCGGAUAUUAUAUUUAAUAUAACGUUAAGAAGAAAAACACUUUUCUACACCGUGAACUUAAUCAUACCUUGCGUUGGGAUAUCGUUUCUCUCCGUAUUAGUGUUUUAUUUGCCUAGUGAUUCCGGCGAAAAGAUAUCAUUAUGUAUAAGUAUACUACUGUCACUCACUGUGUUUUUUCUACUGCUGGCUGAAAUCAUUCCACCAACAUCACUAACGGUUCCACUGCUAGGAAAAUAUUUAUUAUUUACGAUGAUGCUAGUCACACUGUCCGUAGUUGUUACCAUUGCCGUGCUGAACGUUAAUUUUAGAUCACCCGUUACGCACAAAAUGGCACCAUGGGUGCAUCGAGUUUUUAUAGAGCUAUUGCCUAGGGUGUUAUGUAUAGAGAGGCCGAAGAAAGACGACGAACCAUCCGAAAACGAGGAGCAAGUGCCCGAAGUGCUGACAGACGUGUUCCAGGUGCCACCGGAUGUUGAAAAAUACGUCGGCUACUGUGGGAAGCAGUUCAGCACAGAUUUUGAUAUUCCUGCACUGCCACCGUCACGUUUCGACGUGGCCGCGUCAGGUGGCGUUGGCCCUUGCUUUGGCGAGCCACCAUUACCAGCACUGCCAUUACCAGGUGGAGACGACGAUCUCUUCAGUCCAACCGGCAACGGUGACAUGAGUCCGAACUGUUGUGGCGAUCUUAGUCCUACGUUCGAGAAGCCCCUCUUGCGGGAAAUGGAGAAGACUAUAGAGGCAUCGCGAUUUGUAGCUCAACACGUUAGAAAUAAGGACAAAUUCGAGAGUAUAGAGGAAGACUGGAAAUAUGUAGCACUUGUUCUAGAUCGCCUAUUUCUGUGGAUAUUCACGAUAGCUUGCGUAAUGGGCACGGCUUUAAUCAUCCUGCAGGCACCAAGUUUGUACGACAACACCCAGCCUAUCGACGCAAUGUACUCCAAGAUCGCCAAGAAGAAGAUGGAGCUGCUCAAAAUGGGCAGCGAGAAUGUAUAGCAUCCGCCCGGGUUCGCAUCCGCCGUUUGGAAGUACAUUCUGAACUGGAUGCGAACCCUGGUUAACGAGGAUGACCAUUAAUAAUCCGACCCAACAGAAGCCCCCCUCCCUCGAAAUUAACGAACAACGCAAAAACAAUAGACAAAGAAACAACAGUCAACCAAAACCAAACCAAAGUUACUGCACUCGCAUUGCAUCAGGAGGAAGAAUGCUGUUGACUUCCGCGCGCUGCCGAACGACAGGAAAAUUUCACCCUUGUUACGCUGAAGACUCAUCAAACCCCCCAAAAAGGUGGCGAAUAUCACAUGAGCUUCCUUCAGCCUUCGUCACAGAAUCGUAGCAGGUGAAUCUGAAAACCGGCUGAUGAUCCAUCACGUAAGUCAACAGCAUUUCGCACUGAUUGUUCCAUUUGUGUUUUGUGUUUGAUUUUCAGUUAUUGAGAGGAAAGAAUGUCAAUAACAAUCAAAUUAACGUUAAUACCGAGUAACGAAAUGUAGUUUUUAAUAAAAAAGGGGAAAUUUUUUAUACGUCGAACGAAGGGAUUGAGGAAACUCCCUAACGCAAGGGAAACACAAGACCUUGAACAUUAGUUUCUUAUAGUUUAAGGUAACUGGGUUUUCAUUAGAACACUACCGAGCAUUUGGUGUAAAUAGGAGAGACGACUUUUGAUGAAACAGUUAUCUUCGAGCCACAAUAAGCAAAUAACAUAACAAGACGAGUGCAAUGUGAUUGAUGAAAUUAUCAACUUGAAUCAUAACAUAAUUUGUUGAUGUGUCAAAAAUGAAGAAAAAAAAUCUGAUGUAAAUAGUUGCAUUUUGUUGAAAAUCAGCCCUAGUGGAAUUUGGUUAGCUUAUAGCAGAAUAAAUAAACAAAAAAAAACUCUCACAUACACGAAUAAAAACGAAAACGAAAACAUGAAAUAGUUGAUAUUUUUUUAUAUUAUUACUGAUAACACUGUAUGAAUUGAAAUGAUAGUUAUUUUUAAGUGGGGAAAAGCAACACACAGAGAGGAAGACGUCAUUUAGUUAGAAAAUGAAUUUGCAUACAUUUUUAUACGCUGAACAGAAUAGAUGUGAAUUGACACGGUUUUUCUUAGUCAAUAUGUUGUGUUCAUAAUUCCAUUGCAAGACAAUUUUCUUCCGGCGGAUUCUGGACAUAACCGCGUUGUGGGCAAGCAACACAUAAUGGCAAACUAUCUAAUUUUGGAAUUGAGAAAUUGUGAAAUCUUCUUAACUAAGUGUAGCAGAGCAAACAAAAACUAUACACACUACACACGAAAUGAACAGUGCAAAAAAAAAAUAAGACGGAAAACAAUGGAUGACAGAACAACUAGGAUUGUGCUGGAGCAGACUAAGAAAAAGAACAAUCAGCAUGCACCGGUCUGAUAAUGAAGUGUCUUAUCUACAGGAAAUUCUACCAAAAUUCCCAAUAAACGAAUGCUAAAAUUACUGCAACAACAAAAAUCCAGUGAGAACAGCCGACACGGUUAUUCGAUCUCGCAUCUUUGAAACUGGCAAAGACAUCGAACAACACUUUUGCCAAAUUUCCAAGAUCAAACGGAAACUUCCUAUAAUCACUAGAUAAAAGAAAAAAAAACUGACAGUGUAACUGAUAAAAAAUGUGGAUGUAUUUUAUAUGACACAAUAUUAUUGGGGAAAAACAUUUUCGUAAACUAUAGGUGUAUAUGUAGUUAGAUUUUAUAUCAUUAAAUGAAUUGAAGAUCAACUAAAGAUCAAAGUGGUAAUAUGCAAGUAUCAAAUAGCGCAGAAAGAAAAAAAAACCAGUGAAGAUGUAGUCAAACCAGUGAAUUUAUUCGUACUAACAAAUUAAACUAAAUCACAGAAAUACACACGCAUUAACACACGUACAGAGAACAAAUCUCAACGACCUUAUAGGACGGUUCGAUGAUUAAUCACAUCACGUGUAUAGAGUCUCUUAAUUCGUAGGGAAAACAAUUGAAAGUUUUAAGCAACCAAGUGGAAAACGUCUUCAACAGCUCACUCUUGGUCUUCUGCAACAAAUCAAGUGAUGGUGGUCAAAACAAGACAACAAAAAAAACAAAACAAAAUAACAUACAAAACAGAAACUUCUCAUAGUUAACAAGAAACGUUAGUCCAUAUAGGAGAAUAAUAUUUCAAACAGACUAUAGCUAUUAAUUUCUCUUUAAGGCAAUUACAUUCUCCAGAUUUGGCGGCUCGUUUUCGCAAGGUGAACGGCAGAAGUAGUACCUUUAAAAAUAUUGGCUAUUUAAAGGAAUUACUCCCGGGGUCACUGUUGAACGAUAUCCUAGGUUUGUGUUUGAGUUUCAGCUUCUGAAUUAUUUCGUAGAAGUACCGAGUUAUUAUUGGGUUUCGAUUGUCGCACUAUAAGAAACAGAAACAACCAUAUAAAGUGUCUCGAAACAGAUCGAUUAGGAAAUAGUGAAAAUAAACUGCCAAUACACAUAAAAACCAAUUAUGUUGACAUUCAAUUCCACAACUCUGAUUGAUCAGAGUUCACGCACGUGGUUGAAUUAUAUCCCAUCAUUGACUGAAUGAUUUUUGAACGCGACAUCUACGGUAAAAGGGCUCCAUCCAAUUCGACAAACGGUGAGGUUUGUUUUUAGAUUAAUUGACACUUUUCAUUGUUAUAAUAUUAUCUUUUUUUUCAACUACCCCAUUUUCCAUUAUAAAUAUCGGAUUCUGAGUGAAAUAUCCACGUAGAGUAUUUCAUUUACCUUAUUUGUAAAUCACGUUGCUAUUGAUAAAGGUUAUCUCUAUUUGAAUUCGAUGAUCGCUGAAAGCGAUUCCUCGACAUUGUCGGAUUACAGAAGCGCCGAACUUUUUUUUUUUUCAUAUAAAAACAAGUCACACAAAAAAAAACAAAAAAAAACAACUUUGUAAAUAGACAAAACUGUGUAAAUGCAAAUGUUUGUAUUAAGCAACAUUAAACGUUACUUACAGAAAGUUUUGACAAGAUCUUUUAAAUUAUUUUCGUAUGAAAAUAUAAGAAAAAUGAACUCCGCAAAAAAAACUUUUACGAACGAAACACUUACUGGGCGGCGCAGAGGGGUGGCCGGAGGGGGAGAAUGGACACUUAAAAACAAAACGGAAACAUGAUAAAGCCAAGUUAAUUAAAAAAAAUGAAUAUAAUGAUAAAACUACAGUGGAAUAAAUCUACUCAACCGAAACAUUAAAAAUGUGCUCAAAGUUAACAUGUACAGAAGACGAAUGAAUUGGUUGGCAAUGGAAGAAAUCAUCAGCGGGUAUGCUGGCGCGUAGGGAAUGUUAAGUUUAUUUUUUAUAUAGAAAAAAAAUUAUUGAAUGUAAUUCGCAUGAACGCAAAACGAAAGAUUUCAGGCAAAAGCAAACGAGAACAAAUGCCGACACAUUUUGUGGGGCACAAUUUUUGCUAUAUCUCCACUUGUGUUUAGAAGUUACUGUUGGAAUUCUGUGGGGAGAAAAUGACCUUAAGUAUUAGGUUGUUUGGUUACCGGUUUGGUUCCGUUCUGUUUGCCAAGAUUGUGUCAAACCAGCUCAAAUAAAUCGAAAUCAUCAAAGCAAAGCAGUUGAGAAGAUCAAUUGAUUCGUCCAUGAUGUUAAACACUAUUAAAACAAUAAACGUAAAUUGAAAGUGAACAAAUAGUUAAAUUAAUUGAGAGAUGUUAAAAACUGUAACUAACCCGCAGUGAAAAACAAGAAGGGGAUGGACGUUAAACGCGUAAAGUCUCUUUUAUUCUAGCCAUUAGUUUCAUAAAUGUGUGUUGUAUUACGGCUUGAUAUAUAAUCGAUAAUAUUUAUCGUUACGAAAAGUGUUGAUCAUCACAUUUCGAAAAAUCGAGAGAAAAAAUACAGAGAAUCAAGUAAACGGAUGCGAAGUACGUUUACGAUUGAGCUCGCCGGUGAAAUGCUGCACUCAAUUCAGUAAACAUGCAAUUCCGGUUUUCAUAUUUUCGAAGCUUACGCUGUGCUGACAGACUACCGAUCUGUAAAUGUAUUCCACCAUUGAAAUAUGAAAUGGAUGCUUCAACAAUUUUUUUUCAUUAUUAAUGAUUUAUGAAUGAGUUAUUUACUGACUGCAUAUUCCCAUUCUCGCAAUUCUACCGAAAACGAACAGAUCAAUAAUUUUAUUCCUCAAGUGUAGAGACUCACAAAACCACAGAAAGUGGAAAACAGGAGCCGAAACAGUGUACGUACGUAUUAUGUCAUAAUGAAAACGCAUUUAACAUUAAUUAUGUAACGACAACAAAAAAAACCAAACACAACGAAUGUACAUUUUUGUAAUCUGUGCAAUGCACAUUAAAUUAAUAGUGACAAAUGCCUGGUUCGGUUGACGUUAAUUAGUUUUAAAUAAUCACACUUGCAGCACUCAGUAUUUGUGUUCACGACAUCAGGAAACAUCCGCUGGCGAAACACAGCCUCUAACGAAUACCCUAAGCCAAAUUCUUCCGAUACAUUGGAUUUGUAAAUACAAAAAUUUACGUGAAUUUAAUUGAGGCAAGAGAAGCAAACAAACAAAAAACGAGUAAUACAUUUUUGAACAUUAUGGCAUGACCCUGAUUUCAAAUCGAGUGUCUUCCAAUCACAUGUCGUGUAUCUGGCUCUUACCCGAGAAACAACCUAAAAAGUGAACGUGAAAAGGAUUAAAUCAAAAGCAUAAUACACAGUAAUCGUCAGUUCUCAAAACCCAACACAGCCCCUUCAUCGUGUUAAUUCACAGGACCGAGCGUCGAUAGCCAAAUUGUCUUACCCAAGGACACAGUGGGGAAAAAAGUGAUCGCCAUUUGAUGGGGAGCAGAUGAAGAAACGAAGAAAAACUAUACACAGACAGUCUGGCUAGUCACCCUCCCCUUUCCGAAUAUACAUAACACGAAUCAGAUUCAGAGCCGGAACAACACUAAAAUCCAAAAUCCUAGGAAACGUUUAGCCAUUCACGCCGGAGAAUGAUUCCGGAAUAGGAAUACACACACACGCGCACAUACACUCACACCCACACACACACCCACGCCCACAGCUGCGCUUUUGGUAUUUAUCGGAUUCGAUAUCGGUCAUCAAGAAAAAUAAACAAUCUAACAGUGAGUCAUUGAUGAACGCGGAACGGAAGCUUUCUGGAAUACUUAACAUGUUGUGGUUUUCCGCCAGCAUUGUCGGUGGAACGCGAAUUGAUGUUGGACAGUGACAAACCAUCGCUGAAACCAACGUUAAGUGCAAGUGCAUCGUUCACUGUCAUUCAUUUUCACCUCAGUUAAUCCCAGAGAUACAGUGACUGGCACGAAGAGAAAUGUACCCAGAAACAUGUAAGUCAGACGAUUACGAACAUGUCUUUUUAUAUUCAAUCCAUUUUUAGUACAAGUUUUGUUAGAAAAUUGUUGCAAUUUUCAUAAACAUUUGGUGCGCAACUAAGUUCGCGUUAUUUUUCACAUAGGAUUGCGUCUUUCGGAAGCAAAUUAGGAGUGCAAAUUAAAAAAAAAAUAAAUAUACCGGUCGCGUCACGAAAAUCUAUUGCAAUAUAAAUAAUCAUAAAAAUUCCAAAAGUUAAAAUGUUGAAAUAGGAUUAAAUGAGGCUGCGACUGCACCGUAUCUUGUUCAAAGAUAUUCAAAAUCAACGUGCAACAAAUAUCGUAACGUAAUCCUACGUCAACUAUACGGUGGUGUCUCGAACACAACGCUUAGUUUUUUUUUUGUUCAAUAAUGUAGCUUCUUUGCAUAAAAGUUACAUGGAAGUUGUAUCCUAGAUACGAACGCAUGGUUGACGUACGACUACGUUGCAAAACUUCACCAGUAGCUUUAAAAAAUCGUGUUCGGUACAGAAUUUGAACAACAUUUUUUUUUGUGCGGACUGCAUAAAAAAAAUUUCCCCAGGAAAAUAACUCGAAUCCACGCCGUUUGCCGUUCGAUUUCCUUUUGUUUCCAUGCUUUGCGAUGGUGCAGUUUGCCUUUUCGGUUGCGCGUAGCUGUGUUGUGCUUUUAGUUGUUUGUCGAAACUUGUUGCUGUUAGAAAUCAUGUCAUGUGGAAGACUGGAAGACGGAGUCCUGCGUCAAGCAAAAUAGGCAAUGAUUUGUUAGAUUUACGUUAUUGUUACCCAAACAAAAUAUUUUAAAAUGAUAUAACGACAGAUGGGCCAACCAGAGGAGCCCGUCGGCCACAUGCGGCCCUCGGGCCGCAGGUUGAGUAUAUCUGCUCUGGGGGAUGGAAAUUUCGAUGUUGUUUUCGAUUCUCUUCAGGGACUGAACACCUAGAGAUCAAAUGUAAGCAAAAUCAUAUUCGCUCGCUUGAGUACAAGAGCAGCCGUAACAUGGCUUGUAAAACAUUUGCUAUAUGUGUAAGUGUAUCAUUGUCUGGUAGAAGUUUUGCUGAAAAUAUGUUCAAAACCGAACCAUUUUCUUCAAUCUUCAAAUUUUGAAUUAUAAAGGCUUUGAACUUUUUCAGUUCAUUCGAUUCUAGCUUUGAAAAAGACAAAAUUUGAAAACUCAAACUAGAGGCGAAUGAACUCUCCGAGUUUGAAGCCUAUAGAAAUCAAUCUAACAACAAAAACAACAACUUAAGCCUUCAGAAAAUAUUUAUAUUUUUAUUGCGACAGUUCAUCUGGGAGGUUAAUAGAUCGAUGCAGUAAUCUCGUAUAUACAACAGGAAAUGACUGAACAAGGAGCGCUCGAAAAGGUACUAUUUUCGUGACGUGACCAAUUUUAAGUUUUUCAAUUUGUACUUCCAAAAUGUUCCCGAAAGACGUAAUCCUACGUACAAAAUAGUUACAACUGAAUCAUUCAGAACAUUGCUCAUCGCUACAACUUUUUCACAUGUUUCUGGCAGAGUAAUGAAAGGUCUUCGUCCUUGAACAUUUUGUAUAGGGUAACUUUUUGAAAUUUAAGGGUCGAUUUUUUCCCAUACAUUCAUUGGCACCCUAAUGCUCAUCCUUGCUGGAAUCAAAAUGCUUGUAUUCACUCCUGACCAGGAACAGGAGUUUGUACCUUCACAUGCUUGAUCUUGAUGACCGUUUUAAUUUAUUUAUAUUUCGUAUCGUCUUCGACCUCGAAAGUAGUACAGACAUAUGUGUCUUAUUCUAUUGCUAAAAGUAUGUUUUGCUAUAUUGAAGUCAAAUUCGUCUAACACUUCGUUGAAUAGCCUGCAACUAGCAAUCAGGGGCUCGAAAUAGGCUUGCUGGGUACGAUAAGCAGGAAGGGAUGUUGAAUGUGCCAGACAUGGCGCCAUUGAACUGACCGAACCCCUCGGGACUUGUUAAGUAAUAGUGCGUCCAUUUAGUGAUCCAAUCCGGCAGGCAUGUGCCUCUCAUUUUAUGAACAGUCGUCGCGUGCGGAACUUUGUCGAAGGCUUUGGCAAAAUCUAUAUAGACUAUGUCGACUGGCUUCCGUUUCUCGAGCUUCCCAAUCAGGACAUGCACAAACGUCAUCAGGUUUGUAGUAGUUGAGUGAUUUUUCAUUAACCCAUGCUGUCUAACUGAUAUAAUAUACCGAACGGAGCGUAAAUGACGUCAUGAACCAUUUUCUCGAGAACCUUACCUAGAUAAUUCAAUAUAGAGAUUAGGGGAUAGUUGGCAACAUUGAGGAUAUUGCCGCUUUUGUGGAUUGGAGAAAUUGAUGUGAUCUUCCAUGCCUUCGGCAACACUCCAUCAGAUAAUGACUUAUUACAGAGAGUCGACACGGGAAGCGACAAUGAUGUGGCGCAUUGUUUUAAUAGCAAUGGUGGUAGGCGAUCGGGUCCUGCACUUUUCGAUAUAUCCACAAAUGAAAGCGUCAUCAGAACGUCACUAGGUUACAAUGCAAGGCGGGAAGAUGAAGGGUGCGAAAAGAGUUAGACGUCGUGCACAACGUUUCGUUACUUUCGUUACUUUUUGUGACAUGUGGAUGGGGGGUGGCCGUGCUCGUUACGUAACAAAAUUCAAUUUUUAUUCCUAAAUAAAUUUACGCGCCCCUUUAUGCUCGAGCAGCUAGCUUCGAUCCUGGGACCGAAUGCGGUGUGUUUCCUGAGGCAAGAUGAUAAAGCACGUGUCGUGAUGGGCUUAAGGGGAGACCCUGGUCUGGAAAAUCGAAAAAAAUGAAUUGUUGUUUUUUGAAUUUUUAGAAAGCUUAUGUCCUCAGAAAUGUUGUCGUUAAAGGGUAUUUCGAAAUAUGAAUUGUUGGAAAGUUACAGCCAAAAGUAUGAAGUCACCUUCAUGUAGUAUUGCUGUACGAAUUUUUGAACGCGUUUUUCUCGAAACCAUGUUUUCUCAACUGGUGGUAUCGAUAUCUCAGGAUCUACUCAAUCGAUUUGGUUGAAAUGUUUUAUCAGCAUAUGUAAAAAUGAAUUAUCUAAAGCGUUUUCUUGAUAUCUCAAUUUUUCGAUUUUUUAUGAGCUUCUAAACAGCGAUUUUGCAUGAAAAAUAACUCAUUUUUAACUAAAAUAGGCGCAAUUUUGGCAUUUUUUUGAAUUUUCAAAAACCCAUAUGUAACGCCAUAGGUAUAGUCCUAUAGUUUCAAAAUAAUCAUUGGAAUUUGCUCUACGACACCCCGUUGCUUCCGAACCGCUACCACCAGCAAGGUACAGAUUUUCAGACAGCAUCUACGCAUCCAGUUGUCAACAGCGUAAUAAUCAUUAUUCCUGCACUCAAAAAAAAAGGAAAAUAUAUCUUCAAGUAUACCUUAAACAAUAACCAAAAUACCCGAAUACUUCACUUUAUUCGUAACAUCCGAAAAAAAUCACGAAGAAUCAUUAUUUUCCGACCUUCCAGAAUAUCGCGUUAAACUUCUAGAUCAUGAUUUUGUCGUUGCUUAUUCCAUCGGUUAUUGCAGAUGCAGAGACAAGCUGGGGCACUUUGGUCAUGCUGAAGCAGUUGGAUAUAUUGGUUCAACUUACGUUGCGGUUUGUUCAGGGAGACACUGUUCUUCGAACGCAUGCAAUAUGCUUGAUGCAAUAUUCGUUGUUACAAAUGCUCCAGAACGCAGUGCUUCCAACCGAGUUGAACGUCGGAAGGCUCUUCUUUCCGGGAGUUAGCAGGUUUGAUACUUCCUCGUGAUAAUUAAGGAUCUCAUUUUGAUGAAAAACUCCAAACAGAGUAUCCGAAACUGGAAACGAAACAUUUUGAGUAUGCAGCGGAAAUUGAGUAUGCAAAUUGAUGUAGCGGAAUUUGUACGAUAUUCAGCCGAAUGGUUUGCUAAUCACGUAAAAACAUCCCAGUACUUCUUUCAAGUAGUGUAACGACAGAAACUGCUGCAUUGAAACAAGAAGUAGUUAGUGUUGGAAUUUAUACAAAAUUUAGAUGAGAACCAAAUAUGACUCAACCUGAUCAUCUCCGAUUAUAUCUAUUGUAUUGUUCCGCACACACAUCCAUAUAGAUUAGGCAUCUCAAUUAGCAUUGGGCGAUCUCGAUCGAUUCUUAGAAGAUCGAUCUUUUCCAUUCCGAUUUCCGAUUUUUUGGAGCGAUCUAUUGUACUCGAGAAAAUCGAUUUUUUUGCUUUCGAUCUUUUCGAUCUUAGAAACACUUUUUGUAGAUUUGUUUUUCAGUAUACAUCGAUUUUUAUCUCACCAAAGGCCACCCAACAUGUUUUAAACAUAAUUUCAGCAUUUGGAUCGCUUCUUCUACGAUUUGCUUAUGUACAAAUGCUGACAGAGACAGAACUAGCGUCAGCUACUGAGGGGAUCUACUGUACCAGAUGCUGAUAUCAAAUACAGGCUAAAUGUUGUUUUUUAGAACUGGCGCCAAAAUCAAGAAUCGGCUUCGACUAACUGACACAUGUGUGGCACGAUUUAGUUAAUUUAUUCAAUAAAACGACUGCCUGACGGCACAAGAUGAAUGUCCUGAUGAUGUGGUCUUCAUGCUGAGGAACAAAACAAAAUGCUUUUGAUGUUUGCAUAAAAAUAUGAAAUUUGUAUUCCCUGUUUAAAGAAUUUAAAUUUUCAAAGAUCGAUUUAGCAAGUAUCGAUUCGGCAAAGAUCGAUUCUUUGGUAACGGUUUAAUCAGCCGUUUUGAAAAUCGAUUCGACAAUAUCGAUCUUUUUAUAAAGAUUGCCCAAUCCUAAUCUCAAUGCGAAUACAGCGCAGAUGAGUUGAUCUGAACCAGAACCCACUAAAUUGUAACGACCAUUCAUCACAUAAAAGUUUUGUUUUUUGGCGAUUUCGGCAUAGAAAUGUAAACUCUACAAUCCUUAGGGGCUCCAUGGUUUUCCUUCCUACUCUUGAUGAAUGACCAGAAAGAUGACGGAUCGCGCUUAGAAUUGCUUCCCAAACAGUUGAUGUAGUUGCGAAAUGCAGCGUUCUUCAAUUCAUUGUUCGUACGAAGUGCCAGGAAGGUUUGGUAAGUUAUAAUCUCCCAAAAAGAAAACCGCAUCGGUUUUGUUUUCGCGAUCGAUAAGAUACUGAACGCUGUAACAGUUCUUCCUUUACAUCCCUGGAUCGCUAUUGGGUUUUGGGUAAACACAGCAUACAAAUAUUGACAUAUUUGCGAGACUUACUUUAACUGUUCGAGUUCGGCUGCAUUUGGAACUUCGAUGAUAUUACACUGUAAGCACUGUAACCAAUGAGAACACCGCCGUCCCGAGUCAGACUGCUGGUCGAAGAGUUACGGUCCCAGCGAUAGAGUGUGUUCGAGGCUAAUUCAGCGUUGGAUUCCGGCGAGAGAUUGGAGCGUUUCAAUAUGAAUCAAGUCAGUUGAAUGGGAUUGUUCGUCGACGUUGAUGCUCCCGGGUCGGCUAUUGGUACAGGCUUCCAAAAAUGCCGUGAGGUGGAACCAUUGUCUUCAAUAUCGCGAAAUUCUCGCGAAAUCCCUUGCGGCCAAGUAGAGGGGUCCAUUGCUUUUGUUUUCAAGCUUUGGAUGAUACCCACCUUGAACGAUACGUACGUUAACGUGUUCAGCGGUCGGCCCCUGGGGAUGUGCUUCUUUUCACCAAUAUCCAUCGACUUGUUUUUAAAUUGAAGCACCAUUCAAUACGAAGUAGAUAAUUGCUGGCUAUCUCUAUCAAAAUUCGAGUUGUACUCAAUAAAUAAGAACAGAUUCCGUAGAAUGGUUUAUGUUCUGUUUAGGAGAGGUGUUAUUGAUAUGAAAUUUCACGAAGCAACCAACAUUAAAGUUCCAAAUUUGAAUGUUAUUUGCUAGAAGUAAUCGUAUCACUCACUCUACUUGCAAUAUAAAAAUGCCUCCGACUUGCAUAUAUUUGCAAUGCCGAUUUCCCCCGGGCACCUUGGUUUAGAUAUCUCUGUUAGGGAAUACAUUCCGGUGAGAACGAAAGCUCCCUCUACUUUUAUGUAUUUGCAAUGUCGAUUUCCUCCUUGCAGCUUGGUUUUGUUGCCUCUGUUGGGGAACACAUUUCGGUAGGAACAAAACAUUCCCCUACUUUUAUGUAUUUGAAAUGUCGAUUUCCCUCAGGCAACUUGGUUGAUGUUUCUGUUAGGGAACAAAUUUCGGUGGGAGCAAAAGUUCCCCCUACUUUCAUAUAUUCGCAAUGCCGAUUUCCCACAGGCAGCUUGGUUUUGAUGUCUCUGUUAGGGACCCGCCGCAUGUGUCGUCAAUUUUGACCAAACAGAAGAGGGUAUUUCCGUUAAGAUAGGAAUUGAGAUUUUUCAAUUGUUCGAUAGUUAGUUUCAUGACAUACAUUAUUUUCUUCAAAUCGAUUGACGCAAAAAUUUCAUCAAUUCAUCAUGAAAUGACUGAGCAAUAAGCGUUUGAAAUUGGACAAUUUUCACGAUGUGUUCGAUUUUCGAUUUUCAAUCCCGAAAGACGUAAUCCUACGUCAGAAAAAAAGGCUCUCCUCAACAUUGGCAAUCUAGUGUAGUGCAAUUUGAGCUCAAAAUUCAACAAAGCUUUCAUUAAUUACGUUUUAGCACAGUUUUCCAGAUUCAUAAUCAUCACAAUCCUUCAAAAAAUAUUACACAAAAAAUAUGUGAAACAUUUCCAAUGAUCCUGGUGUCAAUGAUAAUCCGAAAUGAAUGAGCCCCGAUGAUAAUUACAAAUAUUUCGAUAAAAAGAACAGCCAAAAAGUGCAAUUAAACCACACAUCCUUUCAUCGCUCCAGUUGUAGAAAUUUGCUACACCGAAAGACCGCAACAAUACGUGUCGGCAUGCACCCCGUCAACAGUCAAUACAUCAAACAAGCUGUGAUAAUCUCCGUCAAUCGACAAUGAUGUUUGUCGACAUGAUGCUGCUGCUGCUGCUGCUGCUCGAGGAGUGACAUACAGCGGUUUUUAUGUUAUCCUUCGCUGUGUGCUUUCGCCCACGCUUUGUUGUUCCGCACAUGAUGCCAGCCAACCGCAGCGGAAGCGACGACAACUCGAGAUGUCCGUAAGAAGGGGAAAAACCGGGGACAACAAAGAUCGAUUAGCGAAUGAACGUUAUUUGCCAAAAAUGGAUGGCUUCCAGGAUGUUUACUUCCUAGUAUUAUGUUCUGUCUAGUAUGCAAGCCGGGGUAAAUAUUGUAAGCUUCGUACUAUUACUCGAAAAAAGUGGUGUUUUAUAUUGGAAUGGUGAGAUGUUUCGAUCAGUACGAUAUCAAUAAAGGGUUUGCAAGUUGAAAUUGUCCGUUUAUUUUUCGAUGGACAAAAACAUAAUUUUCUGGAGAACCUCAAAAUAGUUUUAUUUGAAGUAAAAGUAAUCCCCGUUUGAUUCAACACAUUUCGCUCAAGGUGGAUCCAUUCUAAUAAAACAUUUUUUUGUUUCGACAAAAACCAUUCGCCGAUCCAUUUUUCUUUAUAUUCGGUGGAAUGCUUCUUUGCAAGUGUAUGCCCCAUUGAAGCAAAAAGGUAAUAAUCUGACUGUGCCAGGUUUGGAGGAUACGAUGGGUGCGCUAACGUUUCCCAGUUAGGGGUUUUUAUUGCGUCUCUCACGGCUAUAGCGGUGUGUACCGAUGCGCUGGCAUGCUGUAACAUUUUUUUUUUCUUUAUUAUAGUGAGUUUCAACACAUUUCGGCUGGUUCGUCACUUUUACUUCCAUUUUUGGAAGAAUGUCGGGAGUGAGAAUUGAACUCGUGAUCUCUGCGUGAGAGGUAUGGAUGUAUGCUGUAACAUUACUUUACCAUGUCGUGCCCAAUUUGAUAUUUUUUCCAUCAAUGGAAAGUUUAAAUUUAUCAUUUGUUGUCGAUAGCGAUCUGUAUUCACCGUUUCAUCCGAUUUUAGCAGCUCGUGGUACUCCAUACCCUUCUGUUACACCACACACAUCGGCGUCGGCUUUCGGCCUAAACAAUUUGGCUUUGCAGAGCUCCACCAGAUGAAAAACCCGAUCCAUGGCUGCAGCACGCCCGACAGAUUUUUGCCAAGUCCUGCUCCACCUGGUCCAACCAUCUCGCUCGCUGGGCUCCCCUCCUUCUUGUUCCUACCGGAUUCGAUGCGAACACCAUUUUUGCAGGGCUGCUAUCCGGCAAUCUUGCAACCUUUCCUGCCCAUCGUACUCGCCCAGCCUUGGUGUCUUUCUGGAUGCUAGGUUUGCCGUAGAGUUGCGCCAGGCGUGGAUCUAAUUGCGGAGUGUAUAGCUAUGAUUGGUGUUCUCGAUAUAACGUUAUAACAAGCGAAUGAUGUGCUUUUACCGUCUUUUUCUUCGAAUGGAAAAAACAAAAGUAAUGAAAGCCACAAAGGCUCUUUACGAUUUGACAUAUAGGGUAAGUGUACCAAUUAUGGAGGAUAUAUGUUGCAGAAAUUUGCGAAGAAAUACUCUACUUUAGUUCAAAAGUAUACAAAAGUAUACUUUUCCUAGUAGUUUAGACUCUGUUUUUUGAGAUUCUCACUGAUAUAUCGAUGAUUAAUGGACUAAAUUGUAUAAAAAAACAUGUUUGAAAAUAUCACUUCUAUGUACCCAUUAUGGUAAUAAUGUUCCCGGAGUUUCGUAAUAAGUGUACCUAUUACUGUAAUAGUUGUAGCCACAUGGAAAAAAUGUUAAAAGAAUUCAAUAAAUACUUCAAUAAUAAUUUUUAACUAAAAUUCUGCCUCUAUAUCUUAUUUCUAAUAUGCAAUACCUUGUCGUUAAUUCUAUACUCGACAAAAACUAUGGGAACGGUGCGCGAAGUCGAAAUGUUUAAGUGAUUUUAGAAACGCUGUAAGUUUGUGAAAAACCAACGCAUGAAGAUGGGAUAUACAUAAUUUUAAAGCUUCAAGUUUUGAGAUGUAAAACUUGAAUUCUCCUAUCUAUAAAAAUCGAUUUUUCAGUUUUUUUUAAGAUUUUGUAGAUUAACACAGUGUUUUGUUAUCCAAGUCAUAGUAAAUUCAAUAAACCUUAGCAAUCAGCAUUCCUUUGAUUCCAAAAACGCUUCUGUAGUUCAUUUUACUACAGGAAAAAGUAAUUUCCCUUUUUCAAUAAUGAUGUUAUUCCCAAAUCAGAAGACAGUUUUGAAAUUCCAAUAAAUUCUUUACAAAACUCAUUAUUUAUUAUUCAUUAUUCGGCAAUUUUUGCCUAAUUACUUUGAUCUUAUAUUCUCGAUAGCCACAGCCUUCCAGACAGAUUUUGUACUACAUAAUUUCAAUAUGCAAAGAACAUGAACCAAUUAUUUGUAUUCAAAAUUGAACAAACUAAGAACUUCAGGGAUGAUAAUCUGAGAGACGGUACACUUAAUCAACUAUAAAUCAAAAAAGAAUUAACAAGCAUUACAAGUUCCGGUUCCGGAUCGCAUCUCCUGUUAAUGGGAAAUUUUUGUUUUUUUUUCUAAUAUCCCGUAUCCGGCCGGAUACCAAACAUUGACCGGAUAAGCAAGAUACUGAAUAUCCGUUUCAUCUCUAGAUUGAACUGUUGUUGAGUGCACCCCGGUGGAAAAAUAACUGCCUGCUCCUCGUUGCUAGGCCUGAGAAUCACAAAGACGUGAGAGUUGUAAUGCAGUUUUCGUUUCUCUUCAGGAACUGAACAAAAGAUAUUAACCCAUUCACCUAAGAUUUAAUUUUCAACAGAGUGGAUCAAACAAAUAUGCUUCGGUCGGACACACAUAGUGCUAUUUCACUACACUGCUGAGCGUUCAAAAGCGCCCUAUGAUAUGCAAUUACACAGCGUGAAAACAUUAGUUACAACCAUAAUAGCAUAACAAUCAUAACAUAACAACGUACAACCAUAAUAGGAACAUAGAGGCUCUGCUUUUCAGCUUUGCAGCGAUUUCGUGCAACCAUAAUAGGAAAAGGGCAGCUUUCGGUAUUGCGAUAAUUGGCACGUAGAUGUAAAAUUGUACCAAUUAUGGUAAUACAAAAAUACAUGUUUAUUUCGCUAAAAUCGUAUAAAUUGGUCGAAUCACAACAUCGAGAAGGCUGUAAUGUAUGCGUCUACCCUGUGUAGGCAUCAAAACAACCACUUCACAACAUAAAAAUCUCAUUAUUUUGACCGCAUAUUCCUUAGCAAAAUGCUAAGAAGCAAGCAUCAAUGGGACACACUAUUUUCAAACUAAAUUUUUCAACAAAAGAACAAUGUUUCGCAUAGAAUCAAGUGCCAAAAUUGACAAAGAAGAGAUUUAUGAUGUUUCAAAAUCAUAUUAGAGCCUUUAAAAAUAAGAUACGUUUUCUAAACUAAUAAAAAACCCACUCGUAUUACCAUAAUAGGUACUUUUGCGAUGAUAGUUAUUUCUACCCUGUGUCGAAUCGAAAGAAUUGCAUACAAACCUGCUAAAACAUUAACCAGACAGUUUCAACUCGCACACCUGGUAUUUGCGGAAAUAAGAGUUUAUGGGCAGCGAAUUACUGUAUUUAUUAUGAGAAAAGCUAUUCGAUUGCCAAUCGAGAUAAAUGGCAAUCAAAAUGAUUCGUUAAAUGAAAUUUGCAAUUAUUGGAUUCUGAAACUCUGUGCACACAGGAGGAGUUCUUGGUGGCCAACUGGUACAUCAAACUACCAUUCGUGAUGUUCUCUACAGUCUCCUUUGGAUUCACAACGAACAUCCGGGACAUACCGGAUUUUUCCUUCUUCGUAACUCCUUCUACUGUUAAUUAAACACGCAGCUUGUAUAGCAAAGACAACAGAAGGAUGGUACGCAUCAACACAAACAACAUAUCAAAACCGAGCGAAGUAUGCCGUCUGAGGGAAGCUAAGCACACCUGUACCGAGACAUGAGUCUCUUGGAAUGCCAAUGAUAUUUUCCGGUCGGUCCGGGUUGCUGUCGUCGUCGACGUUGGGAUUGAUUAUGUAACCAAGUUUGUUUGUGUGUUGUGUACAGGAAAGUGGGUAGACAAGGAAAACAAACGCACGCCCACAAACACACACGCAUAGGACCCGGUUUGUGUGCUCAUCUGGAAGAUGCGUCCCGCGUGGCCUCGUAAUCUGGGAGGAAAACACGCUGAAAGCGUAUCGAUCGGCAUUGGAAAGCGCUGCCGAGAGGAGAAGAAGGAAAAAAAAGCUGCUCCGUUGAUUGUGGGGUUUUAAUGCUCGCCCGCACGGAAGCGGCCCGACUUGGGGCGUAGGCUACUGCUCUGUAGUCAAGCGUCACUCGGAGUCACUGUGCGAACACAGAGUGGAAAAGUAAUAAUUUUCUCAAUGGGAAUCAAAUGGAAUGGAAAUUCUGGAGAGCGGAGGAAAAUGAUUUCUAUUUUCUCGAAUGCUAUUUAACCGCAGUCGCCGUUUUCGCCGCUAUUCCGGUUGACGAUGGUGCACGGGAUAAUGUAUUGGAAAAAGGCGGUGAAUAGCGGCUCUAUGGGUUAGAUGAAUGCCGGGAUUCGUUUCAUGCUUGAAUAGAUAUUAUUCUCGGUGCUCCCGCCCAUUAAACUGUCAACGGUCGCUGUUGUUUUCCGAAAGAGAACCGCGCGGUUGGCAACUGCUCUGUUUAGGACUGUGAUUCAUUUCUAAAAAUUUCAUAAAAAUCGGUUAGUAUUCAAGCAGCGAAACGAACUCAAAAUGGCAUUCUACUCGCGUCUUGCGCCCUUUUAACUUUGUGUAUCCAGCUGAUAUCCCAAGACAAAUUUUCGUUUAUUUUGCUGAUUAGCCUCUUGCCAGCGCUCGCGAUCGUGCCGAGAGGUAUUGUGUGCAAUCAAAGGGAACCAAAUCAGAUGAUUCAACAGAGAGUAAAGGGUUGAAAUUCAAUUAUUUACGCUGAGAGUUAUGGAACACUGGGUUUAGCAUGUUAACAAUUAUUGCUGGUUGAUAACUAAACAUCAUCACUCAGAUGGGGUAAUGGAUGGGUACAAUUUCCUAAUGUACUUGUUAUUCUCAUUUAUGUACUAUUGACAUAAAUAAGUAUAUUUAAUCUUGAAUUGCUUGAAGUGGUUUCAAAGGAGGGUAAAAGUUGAGCUUCAAUUGAUUACAAUUUGUUCGGAAGAUAUAUUCAAGAAUGAAGUUUAAAGCUUUGUAUGUUAACCCCAAAACAGUAAACUUCAAGGAUUAUAUAUAGACUAAUUUGUUCUUACACAUUACAGGAAUUCGUAUUUUAAAUGACGUUUCAAUAUUGACUAUAUUGGCUUGCUAAUGUUCUCGAAACACACGGUCUCGAGGGCGUCAUCUUUCAUUUUUGAUGAAAAGAUGUUUGAGAUGGAAGAUAGUUAGGUAGGAUUGUUCGAUAAUCUGUCAAAAAUGAAAUGUAUUACAAACUACGAAUCCCAUUUGUUUUCUCUAUUAAGGCUCAUUACCGUUUUAGCUGUAACAGGGCCGGAUUUAAUUGUGUACAUGUUAGAUGUUCAUUGUAUCUGUACAUAUGGUAAAUUAUACAUAAGCUAUUUAGGCGUAAGAGUAUUCCUGUUUCAUUGUUCAGUUAGACCGAACAGCGAAGACUGUUGAUCAUUGUUGAGUUAUCAAUAGCAAAACAGCUCGAUGUUUCUUGUUGCAAUCAGAGCUUGCAUGGGUGGAGAGAGGUCAGCACUCGAUCUCCAUUUCUGAUGAUUGUUACAUGGACGUAGUUAUGUGUCUACGAAGACCUCCUGAAUUACGUUGUGGCAUUGAUCAAUAAUUUCAACAAAACAUUCCAAGCCGAAACACCUGUGACACCUGUGACUACCACAGUGGACCACGAAGAGAACAGCAGUCAACGGACGAUAUCUUCCGUGAAUGGAAAGAUAAACGCACAGGGAAAUGCAGAGCUUCAUUUGUGACUGAAAUAAUGUUCCCUAUUGGUACCGUCAUAAGGGGGCAAAUUGAUCACCGGGGUGAAAUUGAUCAAACUCAUAAACACAAACUGAAAUUUUUGAAGGUAUACUAAUCAGUUUUCGCCCGUGGUUCUCAUUGAAUCCCAUUGAAUUUCAUAAAAAGAUAUAUUUUCUGAACAGCAUUUUCGUUUCCAUUUUUAAAUAUGGUGAUGAAACAUAUUUUCAAUACGUCAAAGCGAUUUUAAUAGACGCUAAAAAUAUUGGUUCAUUAGCAUAGAAACUACUUUGAUAUUUGCAUAUAAAUUACUUUGAUGUUUGUGGGCAAAGUGGUCAUAGGUGAAUAACGACUUACAAUCUUACGACUUACAUCAGAUUCUGCUCUUAAAGAGGAUCCUGGCUUUGACCCUGGAUAAAUAUGCCACUCCAACUAAACCAAGCCUCAUUAUGCGGAACUUUAUGUGUUUCAUACUACGUUUGUGUAAGCAUGAGAAAAUUCAAUUUGAGACUCUAGGUGAACAGGCCAAGCUCAUUUCAACCAUGUUCCUACUAUAUCAAAUAUGAUUUGAACAAAUUUGGACGAAAAAAACGCAUAAAUCUAUCCCAUUUAUCUUGAUACGAGCGAGUACUAUUUUGAAUUUUUAUAGUAAAAGCCGUUUGCUAUCUUGAACAACAAUGAGUUGAACUAUAAUAUUCUUAGCAAAACGGGAAUUGAAGCAGUAUGUGGACGCUGGAAAUGGACAUAUUUCUUAGAGUGACCACUAUGCCCCCACUUCUCCUAUUUAUUCUACAUAAUUUCGAUUCAACAUGUUACCCUGUCGUGCUCUUUUAAACGGGUCAAUGUUUGUCUGAGGCUUGCUGAACUCGGGUGGACUUUACAACAGGCCUUGGCCUCCAUGACGCGCCAUACUGGGUGAUCUGGCGGAUUAAGAUCGGAGCUAGCUGGCGGCCACUUAACUUUCGCCCAGAACGGUAGAUGUUCCUGCAACCACUAACUGGAACCCGUAACUCUCGGAUGCGGUUGGUAAUAAUGUGAGUUUUGUUCCGUGUCCUCGACUUCGCCCCGCAAUCUACCUGCACGAUACUCCGUGCUGUCGAUCCCGUAUUCCUACGCCAUUCUCCUAAUUGAACCCACUGGAUUCCCCCCAUUCUUCUUUCCGAUGGCAGCGGUAACCAUCGGAGUCCGAUCUGACCUCGAAUAACAUGUGGUCACCAUCGCGGAAAGUUGUCCUUUCAUUCUCGCUUCAAGACUCUUUUUACGGUCCACCGGGACUCUCAAACGGCGAUUGAAAUGUCUUUUUGCGACAUCCGAGAAGUUUCGCCAAUGACUUGGCGGAUUGUGAAGCGACUUCCCAAAGACCACCGAAACUUGGAGCUCUCGGUGAAAUGAAUGUACUGUGAUUAUAUUUUGUAUUUGAAUAUUGCGGGACUGUCAGCAAACUACGUAUGUUUACGUCAGAUUGUUGAGUAAAAAUGUCCAUUUUCAGUCCUUUUGUCGAAAACACACAAUAUUGAAAUUAAGUCAUAUGAUCAGUAUACACUCUGUCCAAAUUCUAUAAGACCAGGUGAUGAUCUUGCUGCUUUGUGCCAUUGUAAACAAACAAGGCUUCAAAUUCUCAACUUCAACUUCAAUUCUAGUGUAUUGGUAUUCGUGACUACCAUACACUGCAUAAUUUUCAUAUGUGUGUGUGCAAGCGCUGAGCGUAAACCAAAGGUUUUGUAUUUUUCAAGUGUCAAGUUUCUUUAAGACCAGUUACAUUUUUCCGUUGUUUUAGUUGUUUUGAUCAAUAAAUCUGGAAAAUGUCGAAGGGAAAAGUGCUCACGGAGAGAAUAGAAAGACAAAUCGAUGCAUUACACCAAGAAAAUGUAUGUAUCACAGAAAUUUCUCGUCGGAUUGGACGAUCCUAUCAAGUAGUGCUCAAUUAUUUAACGAAUUCUCAAGGACACGGUAAGAAGGAGAGAGCUCUACGUAAAUCGAAGCUCUCUGACCGUGAUAAGCGGGAAAUAGCUAGAACAGCUUCGAAUACCUCAAAACCGUUUAUGCAAAUAAAGCAAUAUUCCAAUUUAAAUGUUACUUGGGUGACACUUCGUUAAGUUUUAGUGAAAAACCCUCACAUAAAGAGAGCUUGAAAGGUUAAAGAUCCUCAUCUUACACCAUCUCACAUCGGAAGACGUCUGAUUUUUGCCAAAGCUCACAUGAACUUACAGUGGGACAUGGUAGGUUGUGACAAAGAAUGUUUCCAAAAGAAUACUUUUUGCUAUAUACUCUAACGAAAAGUUCUUCAAUGUAUAGGUUAUCGAAUCAAUUCGAUUCAACGAAGUUAUUGAUGGAAACUGGUUCUGUUGUAACGCUUUGUUAAUCCCAAUAACUGACAGUGACUAGCGCCAUCUUAACGAUCGGAAGCGAAAGCACUUUUGUGGAGACCGCCAAAGCCGUGAGUGGUGAAAAUACCAAGCUCGCUGAAAAAUUGAGUAAAAACGACGCGGAGGCAAAAAAGCGGGAGUCCGUUUCCGUAUGACGUGCGCGUGCGAGUAGUGGGGAGUGUUACCCGAGCUAAGGGUGGAAGAGUUUCCCACUCGAUCAACGCUGAUGGAAUUCCACUACGCAGUGCAAGUUCUCCCGAAUUCUCCACAACGUAUUGGAGGCGCAACAUCCGGCGACUGGUAGUUUUUACCAUAGUGCCGAGAGUAAUAGAUGACCAGAAAAAAGACAAAAAACCUAUACACCCGAGAUGUCGUCCUUUCCCCCCUUUGAGUUGCCUCAUUGUAGGUAGGAACGCCCCUAUACAAUAAACCCGCAUGGAAGAGGGUGUUUGAGACCCGUGAACAGCCCGCCAUGAAGGUCUCUAGCAGGACCUGUAUUUUGUAAUGGCCUUCCUCGAAACUGGUGGCUGGUCAAGGUCAGGGAACGUUCGUUACAGCAUUACAGUAGAACGUGGCAUGAAGAUGGGUAACUAUGGUGUUUUGCAUCAUUCUCUCAGCUCUAGCGACCAACGUUUUGUUGGAAUUUAAAAAAAACUGGCUAGAAAUGUUCCUUGAUUCCAGCAGAUUGAAUAUACGAGGUCUGUUCAAAAAGUAUCGCCACUUUCGAAAUUACGCGGGUUGUGUCCGAUCCUAGUUUUUUUGUGGCAUUAUGUUGGUACUCAUGGUACUCAUACACUUAUGGUGACAAGUACGGCUAUUUUGAAUGUUUAGUUCAUUUUUGACAACUGCUUUUCUUACAAAUGUUUUGGUUCAUCUUCGAUUAUUGCCUAUUGCAAAAAUGGAUCAAAUUUUGUGUGAAAAUCAAAAUGAAGUGCGCGAACACAUUCCGAAUGUUGAUUGUGACAUCUGGUGAACCUACCUUGAAGCGAACCAACGUUUAUCGGAUUUCGAAAAAAAGGAUCGAAAAGAUGUAACCGACACAAAGCGUGCCCGAAGCCCGAGCACGUCAACAACUGAAAUCGAAUAUAAGUAAUCCGUGGGUGUACAAAAAUCGUGAUACUUCUAGAACAGCUCUUGUAGAUAAAGUGGUCCACUUUAUCCCAUUCAAUUAAGCAAUUCCAUAGCCAUAACUCGUGUAAGCCCUUGUCAGCAUAAGUGAGAGACAUGAGUACCAACAUAAUGCCACAAAAAUAUCUAGAAUCGAAUAUACGUAACCCGCGUGAUUUCGAAAGUGGCUAUACUUUUUGAACAGAGCUCAUAGAUCCAUGUACUGGUGGUCACAUUUCUUCAAACGGGUUUUAAUAUUCGAUUUGACGAGUACUCAAAAUUGACAGCUUUUCUCUGCGUGAAUGAGCUGCGUGACAAUAGAAUUUUUAGAUUCAUAAUUCAUAAUAAUGUUAACUUAUGAAUUAUGAAUCUCUUUCAUGUUUUCAUUACUUUGAAGUAAAUUGAUUCUAACGCCAAUAUGUGUUUCAUCGUAAUCCCGCAAACGCUAAGGGUGUUUGGAUAGAGAUUAACGUUCAAGAUCAAUACGCUCAUUUAGUAUCGUUUUUCGGAAAUCGAAGAACCUAUCAAUCCACGUAAGAUAGCACAACAACUUUGGCCACAUGUCAGCGAAAUAGUCUCGCAAUUCGUGCCCGUUUUCACUCGGAUUUCCGAUCCAUCUCCUCUUCUCUAUUUGAAUGUUCAAUGUUUUGUACGGAAAAUGAAGUCGAAAUAACAAUAAGAGCAUCCAUGAUGCGGAAAUAGAUGCGUCAAUAAUAUACAGAAUAGUAUUCCAGACUGCUUCCAGAAUCCAGAAACAACGAUCGCACCAUCUCGCAAAGUUAACUUAGAGCUGCACCGGUUCUCGCACAAGAGUAGCCAGUUUUUUGGGUAAUGUAAGAGGGUUUACUUAUUAUAUUUGACAAACAGGCGCGCGUUGUAAAAUCAAAACACAACACAUACCGCAAGAUAUGAGAAAAAAAAAUGGAAAAAUUGAGUGAUCAAUAUUAAUCUAACUAACAAGCUAUAACGAUAAGUAAACAUGCAAAACGAGGUUGUUUUAACUAGUGACAAGAAAAGGAAUAACAAUGCGAUAAAUGUACAUUUAAUGUAUGUUGUAAAUAUGACUUCAUUUUGGGCUGAGCAAUGUAAGAUCACUAUUUUGAACGGGACACAUGCGACAGUUAGCGAAAAAAAAAACACACACAAAGAAAACAUCAAAUCAAAUUGUUUAAUCACAUCUACAAUCAAUCUGCGACAAAUAACAAUGGGAUAAUAGUGCAACCGAUAGUUUCGUAUCCGAAUGCAUGAUUUAUUUACUCGGUGAACAGUAGACAAUCGCUUCAAGGUGUAGCACUCGAGUAUAUUUAGUUCCUUUAUUCCACCGACGUUGAAUUGGAUUACUUUCGAACGAUUCAAACAUUUAUUUAUUCAUAUAUUGGUGAAUUUAUAACGCCUAGUAAAUAAAUUCGCAUACAACAUACGUAGCAAACAAGAGUUGUACAAAUCUUGAUAAAGUCGAAGAAAUAUUAAAUCAUUGGAAAUACACUCAAUCACAAUUAAAAGCAACUACAAAUAGGACGGUCAGUUAAUCAAUCUCAGCAAACGAACCUAUCAAGUUGGAAAAAAAUAUUUAGAAGCAAACGAAUUGACGUGGAAGAAUGUAUGCGUAAAUAAUCUUUUUUACGAGACAGAGAGUAGCAGUAAAAUAGUAUAGAUAUAAAAAUAAACAUCUUAUAUACACAUCCAUUUUCAAAUUCAAGCGUUUUUUACAUAAACAAGUUAUUUUUUGUAAGAAAACAUUGACAAAACGACAAAAAAAAUGCGACCCUCGGCUAGGUGAUAAAUGACGAAUAGUUAUAAACAAAUAAAUCUACAAAGCAGCAUCCACAAUAUACUUACACAUUCAAUAACAUAUGUAUAUCAUACACCCAUAAAUGUAUAUUCACAACACUCGUGAAAUUGAUCGAGAGCAUCAAACUUUUGAACGAUUGAAUUCAUCAGCAGCAACAUAGCAGCAUUAACCGACACACGAAAAAAAAAACGCAACACAAUUUCAGAUGUGAGCAAACUCAAUAACUGACUCGACGUUGACUCCUAGCUCUACGUGGCACAACACAACACACCGCACAAGACGGCUCUCGGAUCAUUUUCAUCGUCACUCACCACAGUUCAUCCAUGCUAGCGCGUAAGGACAAAGUCUUUAUUUUUAUUGUAAUUAUUUUUUAUGGAAACUAUUUCGUACCAUUUCAAUUAAAUUGAUCAAAUGAAAUUAAUUGAAAAUGAAAACAAAACAUAAACCAGAGCUGUGAAUCUUAAUCGAUGAUGUUGGGGUUUUCAGAACCACCCUACCGGAUGCCGACCCCAGCGUUGCGCGAGUUGCCUUGGGGCCUCUCGCAAAAACCUGGAUGACGCAUGCCGAGGGCCAACGUGGCAUCUCAAUGGAUUCUUGAACAUAGAAAAGUUGUAAAUAUAUUUUUUAAAAUGAGGGUAAAUACAUUUUUAUAAUUGUUUUCGAAAAAUAAUUUAUAGUAAGGCUUAGGAUAAUGAUAGUGUAAAAAAUAUGGUUAAUUAUUUAUACAAAGGUGAAAAAUAUUGUAAGUAACGGUUUUUAUCAAAAAGGAAAAAAAUAAACUACCAAAAAUUAAACUUAAACUAAUGAAACGUCUAUACUAAAGCCAAACUAUACCUACGAACAACAGAACAUGAAGAUAAAAAACAACACCGACGUCAGCAGAAAUGAGUUGAACUAAUCCUACAAUGAUAUAAAAUUUAUAGAUAAAACAAGAUACAAUUAACGCAAAACUAACAGACAAACAAGCGGAAUCUUAAUCAUAACUGCAUAAGUAUUGUGAUCAUUGAUUACUUAAUGUUACUGUCACAUAUAAUGAAGAAAUGAAAUCACUGGAAAACACCAUAAACGAACUACUAACUUGCAGAAAUUAAUCCAUCACUAACGGAUGACAGCACAUCAGAAUGAACUAUUCCCCCAAGAAGUCUUUUCAGUCUACCGAACGAGAGACUACUAUAAACAGCAAAUGCAACACACGAGAAACUAUAAAAUUAGAACAUUGGAUUGAAGAGAAAUAGCGGUUAUGGAUAAAUUUGGUAAACGAAGUAACAUUCAGAAGAAAACAGAGUGAAAAAAACACACACAUGAAACACGAGAAGUUGAAAACUAAAAGUAAAGGUAAAGAUGAUAACAUGUGACAUAAUUAAAAAAAAUAUUAGAUUGUAUAUUAU
Toxorhynchites rutilus septentrionalis is the source of this 28398-nucleotide messenger RNA. RefSeq names its product acetylcholine receptor subunit alpha-like 1 (gene nAChRalpha1). The record is from RefSeq and is a predicted model, not a curated record. Lineage: Eukaryota; Metazoa; Arthropoda; Insecta; Diptera; Culicidae. Gene Ontology annotation, molecular function: transmembrane signaling receptor activity; acetylcholine-gated monoatomic cation-selective channel activity. The transcript has 10 exons. Bases 2149 to 3819 code for a protein of 556 amino acids. Gene Ontology annotation, biological process: regulation of membrane potential; signal transduction; chemical synaptic transmission. Gene Ontology annotation, cellular component: postsynaptic membrane; neuron projection; synapse.